Messenger RNA from Entrophospora sp. SA101, 231 nucleotides. NCBI's taxonomy places the organism in Eukaryota, Fungi, Glomeromycota, Glomeromycetes, Entrophosporales, Entrophosporaceae. The record is from the annotation of a GenBank genome assembly.
AUGGUAAUUGCUCAAAUUUUAGAAAUAAAUGAUUUGGACAUUAUGAAAUUUUGUCCUGCUCUUAUGAGAUUUGUAAAUGAUGAUGAAAUUAAAGAAGAAAUGGAACAAGAUUUUUGUAAAAUGUUUGAUCCAGUAAUAGAAAAAAUCAUUUGUUUAAUUCAUAAUCAAUUGGCAUCUUCAAAAGAAGAAUCUCCAUAUCUUGUCUCAAUAAAAAAAACUUUCAAUUCGCAG